AUGUCCUCUGUGAAGAACGCACCCCCCAAGCUAGGCUCCAAGGCCGGAACCCCCGCCAAAGCCCGUAAAGCCUCCGCCUCCAGCGCAGCAAGCAAGCCCAGCACUGCCUCCGGAACCCCCAAGCCUCUGAAGAAGUCCACACCCCGCAAGCUUUCCCAGAAAGCCCCCGAACCAAUCGACGACAACAUCGAAGAGCAGUCCAUCCCCGAGACACCUUCGCCGAAGUCAAAGAAGCGCGAACAACGUCGCCCCGUCUCCCCGCCCGACGACGCCUCCCAGGCGCCUUCCGCCUCGGGCUCCGCAGCCCCACUCGGCCGCGCCGCCUCCGGCCUUAGCGGCAAGGCUAAGAGCGUUGCCAGCAAGACAAAGGAAACAGCAGAGCAAGGUGCCGAGACUGUCCAAGAUGGCGCGAAGGACGCCACUGAUAACCUGCCGGAACCAUUUGACCUUUCCGCAUUGAAGGGUCUUGAGGUCGCCGAGGGUGGGGAGAUCCUUGGAAAGAACGGAAACCCCAUCGGCAAGGUUGUCGAGGGUGACGCUGAGGAUCUUGUCGGACAGACUGUCGGCGAUGACGGCGAGAUUCUCGACGAAGAUGGCGAUCUGAUUGGUCGUGUUGAUAUCCUGCACGAAGUCGCCGAUCAGGCUAAGCAUGCCGCUGAGGAUGCACAGGAGAACGUCGGCGAGGUUGACCUGGAGAAUGUUGUUACGGACAUCGCUCAGCUUGAAGGUCUUCCUGUUUCUGAUGGAGGUGUCAUCAAGAACGCUGCUGGUCAGAUCGUCGGCCGGAUUGUUGAGGGUGACCCAGAAGAUCUUAUUGGGUAUACCCUCAAUGAUGAUGGAGAGAUCGUCGAUGAAGAUGGCGAUGCCAUUGGCCGUGUUGAUCUGAUUCCUGUUGAGGAGCAGAAGAAGGCCAUUGAAGGCGCUGCUGAUGAUGCCGCUUCCAAGGCUGAUGAUGCCAAGGACGAUGUUGAGGAUCAAUACGAAGAUGCUCAGGAUGGUCUCUCCACUCAACAGGCUAAGAGCACUGUUGAUGGCGCGGCUGAUGAGGUUGAGGACGAUGUUUCUGAUGUCGAAGAAACUACCAACAAUGCUAAGUCUACUACCGACAAGGCUAAGUCUACUACCGAGAAUGCCGCAUCCGACGCUGCCUCCGAUGCCGAAGACGCCACUGAUGCCGUCGAGGGCACUGUCAACGAUGCUAAGUCCACCGCCGAGGAUGGCAAGAGCAAGAUUGAUCUCGAAGACAAUGUCGAUGGCGCCAAGUCUACUGCUGAAGAUGCAGCCUCCGACGCUGCCUCCGAUGCCGAAGACGCCACUGACGCCGUGGACGGUGCUGUUGACGAUGCUAAGGACACCGCCGAAGGCACUGCUGAAGAUGCUGAAGGCACCGCCGAGGAUGCGACCGAAGGCGCCAAGGAUACCGCCGAAGAUGCAGCUGAAGACGCUGAGGAGACCGCCGAGGAUGCUGCCGAUGAUAUCGAGGCACGUAUCCCCGACAUCAAGACUCUCGAAGGCAAGGUCUGCAACAAGCGCGGCUACAUCAUCGACCAAGCCACCGGCAAGCCCGUUGGCGAACUCAUCGAAGGCGACCCCAAGAAACUGGCCAAGCUCGGCGCAACACUCGACGACAAAGGUCAAUUCUGGGACAACCGCGGCAAUGUGAUCGGCAAAGCCCAGGCACUUCCAGUCGAGGACGACGAAGGCGAAGAAGGCCCCUUCUCCGGACUUGAGGGUCUUGUCGUUAACGAAGACGGCUUUGUCGAAGACGAGAACUCCAACCGCGUUGGUCGCUUGAUCGAGGGCGACGCGAAGAAACUGAGCGGCCGUGGCGUUGACGAGGAUGGCGAAAUCCUCGACCGCAAAGGUAACGUCAUUGGACGCGCUGAGCGUCUCGAGCCCGAGGAGGAAGAGCCCGAGGCGGAGGAAGAGGCUGGACCUGAUUUCUCUGCUGUCAAUGGCCUCACCUGCAACAAGGCUGGCUAUGUCAUCGGACCUGAUGGAUACCCCAUUGCCCGUGUUGUCGAGGGUAACCCCAAGGAGCUUGCUGGCAAGAAGAUCGAGGACGGCGAGAUCUACGACGGAAAGAAGGUCGUUGGCCGUGUUGAGCUCAUUCCUGAGGAUGAGCUUGAGAGCAAGCCUGAGGGUCCCUUCGCUGGUAUGGAGAACCUGUUCGUGACCAAGGAUGGAUUCGUCGAGGAUGAUGAAGGAUCAAUUGUUGGUCAGCUUGUUGAAGGUGACGCCAAGAAGCUUCGUGGUCGUGCUGUCGACGAGGAUGGCGAGAUCACCGACAAGUACGGCAAUGUCAAGGGUCGUGCUGAGCCUUACGAUCCUCCCCAGGAGGAGGAGCCCGUGGAGGAGGACCUCUCUAUCCUCGAGGGCAAGGUUGUCAACAAGGCUGGCAACGUUGUUGACCCGACCACUGGUGCUGUCGUCGGACGCAUUGUCGAAGGUGACAAGCGCCUCGCUGGAUGCAAGGUGGACGGCAAGGGCCAGAUCUGGGGUGACAACGGCAAGGUUGUUGGACGCGCCGAACUCAUUCCCGGUGCCGAGCAACAGAAGGCCGAAGGGCCAUUCUUUGGCUUUGACAACGCUGUUGUCGGCAAGGACGGCGUCGUUCUGGACGGCGAUAAGAUCAUCGGACGUCUGAUCGAAGGUGACGCCAAGCGCCUUCUCGGCCGCAAGGUCGACGAGGACGGUGAUGUCUCCGACAAGAACGGCAACACUAUCGGCAAGGCCGAGCGCUGGGAACCCGAGGAGAAGAAGCGCGAUGUCAACCCCAUGUCUGGACGCAAGGUCAACAAGGAGGGCGAAGUCCGCGAUGCGGACGGCGAACUCAUUGGCAAGCUGACAUCGGGUAACCUCGCCACUCUAGUCGGCAAGGUCAUCGACGACAACGGCUAUGUUGUCGACAACGAUGGCAACAAGAUUGGCGAAUGCACUUUGCUCGAGCACAUCCCCGAGCCCGAGCCCGAGCCCGAGGUUGAAGAGCCCGAAGAGGAGGAAGAGGAGGGCCCCACGCCCGAAGAGCAGGAGGCUGCUGCAAAGGCUGAGUCCGACCGCCAGCUCGCGCAGAAGAUGAUCUCCAUCCUCGGCCAGACUCUCGACAAGGUCAAGCCUAUUUGCAAGCAGAUCACCGAUGCCUGCGACAAGGCCGACCGCACGCCCAAGGACGAGCUUGACGAGGAGAAACUUGUUCAGACUGUCAAGCCCCUUCUUGAGGAGGGCGGUCGCAUUCUGCAAGAGUGCAAUGGAGCCAUUCGUGGACUUGACCCCGAUGGACGUAUUGCUGCCACAGCCAAGGCUCGCGCUGCUGCCCGGGAUGCCACCCCCGAGGAGUAUCAGCUUGCCGACAUGAUCAAGGAGCUCACUGAGACGGUCGUGAAGUGUAUCGACAACGGCAAGAGACGCAUCGCUGAUAUGCCUCAUGCCAAGAAGAAGCUGAGCCCCCUCUGGGCAUUGCUCUCUGAGCCCCUGUUCCAGAUCAUCGCUGCCGUUGGUCUGUUACUUACUGGUGUGCUCGGACUGGUUGGUCGUCUUCUUGACGGUCUUGGUCUUGGUGGAUUGUUGAAUGGUCUGCUUGGCAGUCUUGGUUUGGACAAGUUGAUCAAUGGACUUGGUCUGGGCGGUUUGACUGAUGCGCUUGGACUUGGUGGAAAGAAGUAA
Messenger RNA from Penicillium coprophilum, 3663 nucleotides. Its product is annotated as LEA domain protein. Lineage: Eukaryota; Fungi; Ascomycota; Eurotiomycetes; Eurotiales; Aspergillaceae. The record is from RefSeq and is a predicted model, not a curated record. The transcript has a single exon. The coding region runs from base 1 to 3663 and encodes 1220 amino acids.